Messenger RNA from Prunus mume (Japanese apricot), 815 nucleotides. RefSeq names its product Dehydrin family protein. Gene Ontology annotation, cellular component: membrane; cytosol. Gene Ontology annotation, biological process: response to abscisic acid; cold acclimation; response to water deprivation. The record is from RefSeq and is a predicted model, not a curated record. Lineage: Eukaryota; Viridiplantae; Streptophyta; Magnoliopsida; Rosales; Rosaceae.
UUUUUAUUACAAGCAUUAACAUCAAAUAUUGUUCAAAGCUUUCAUUCUGUUUUCGAUUUGAUUACACUCUUGUGUUUGCUAGCAUUAGCAGUAUGGCAGAUCAUUACCCAAAAGAGACCAAGGAGAGUCAGAGUCCCACCAAGGUAGGAGAGGAAGGUCAAGGUUGUGGGAUGUUUGAUUUCUUGAAGAAGGAAAAUGAGAAGCCCCACCAGGAGCAGGAGCAACAUAAGCACACUCUUGCCGAAAAGCUCCACCACCAUGGUGGCGACUCUAGCUCGUCCAGCAGUGACGAAGAAGGUGGAGAGAAGAAGAAGGGACUGAAGGGCAAGAUCAAGGAGAAGAAAUCAGGCAAAAAGGAAGAGGGAGAUGCUUACCACUCAUCAGUUCCAGUCGAGAAAACCCAUGAUAUCGAAAAUGGAGCACCGCAUGCAGAUGAUAAGAAGGGCUUUAUAGAGAAAAUCAAAGAAAAGCUUCCUGGACAACACAAGGAGGCUGAACAUGGUGCUCAAGCAGAGUAUCAUGCUGUGGAUGGCCAUUCCCAUGAAGCUGAGCCUAAAAAGGGAAUCUUGGAGAAGAUCAAAGACAAGCUCCCUGGAGGUCACAAGAAUGAAGAGGAGAAGCCAAAGGAGUAUUAGCAUCCAUGAUGCAACCAAUAAAACAUUUAGAUGUUAACGGUGGUGGCCUUUGAUGUUUGCUUGCAAUGUAAUUUGUUUAGGUUCCUCUGUACUUGUGUAAGUUUUUGCUUGUAAUGUGUUUGGUUUACGGUCCUCUGUGUUUGUAAAAGUGUUUGCUUGUAAUGUCACUUGUGUUUUGUU